GAGAGAAUUAGUCGUACACUUCAAAAGACCGCAAAACACGCAUCACGUUAAAGAGCGGUGCUGCUCUCGGAGCUGGCAACGCUGACGCUUUUAUCCUGAUCAAGUAACGGCCGGAUAGGAGUCCGACAGCACCUCACAACCGGCAUUUGAGCACAACUGAGUGGCAAUCUCUUAUCUAAUGAUAAAGGGACUGGACGCCGGUUGACUGUUUAUUUAGAAGUGCUGUCGAGCAGAAACGAAUCUCCUUCCUGGAAAGAUCUCGUGCCGGAUUACACAGCACCGCAAUGCGAAUGUCGAGCGAAAAGACGCUUAAAGCAGCACAGCUGUAUUUAACAUGGGCGAAAAAAGAGGAAUUAGCCGCCACACCGACAGCUGAAUCGUGAGAGAUGUUCUGUCUCCCCGCUCUGAGGUAAAAACGGCGCUGUGAGACUGCAUGAAACGGCUGUUUUUUCGAGAUCGUCAACUAAUCUAACGUUACAGCAGUGCAUCUUCAUAUGAGACAGCGCGAGAUAAUCUGGCCGGUGCGCGGCGGACCACGAAUAAUAUAUACACUGAGGGGUGGCAUUCGUAUUCAGAGACCGGUCGGUGUCUGACCGUGUCCCACAUGACCUACUUUCAAAAGCUUUAAUGCGGGAGAUGCAGCCGCAGUGAGAAGCAAAAGAGACUUUCCGCACUGAAAAACAGCUCCCUGUUUACUCACAUGUGUGACCGAGGUCGUGUGGACCUCAGAUGACAUGAACGUCACGGCCCUGGAAGACUUGAACAGUGAGAAAGAAGCAUCCUCUUCGAUUGCUUUAUUUAUUUAUUAUUUAUUUAUUUUUUAAAUCGUAAUUGUUUUAAGUAGAAUCUACCAUGUCGAUAACUCUAAAGACUUGAGCAAACGGGGGAAAAGGGACACUGGUUCCAUUGACCUUUGCACUUGCAACAGCAGGAUUAUUUAUUUGAGCUAAAACCACAGUCAUUUCAGUACAUGCUGAUGGGAUUUGUAUUAAGCCAUGGGAUUUGCCUUUGCCAUCUGAAAUCUGCGCUUGAACUCCAUAAAAGCUUCUAAAGGAUUAUUAAAAUGACAUUUGUGUCUCUGUGAUGUCAUCGAGUUUGAAAGUCAAGCCUUCUCUAAGUAAUACUAGUUAUGUAACGACUACCUACAACAUCGUAGGGCUACAUACAUGUUAUCAGUCAGUGAAUCUAAUUCAACAAUGAUUCUAAGAUCAGGAGAUAUUUUUUACGCUACUCUGUGAAUUGAUCUUUCGGUCCAGUCAUGUGGUCACUUCCAUUACUACGUCACACUGAAGUUCCACCAAAAGUGACUGAGAACUUCAUUCUGUCUGGUUAUCGUUUCCCCAACUACAGUCUACGGGAGUGCCUAGCCUCUGCUUUUCGUCCCACCAAUGAGACCGGAAACUUCUGGACACACUUCCUCCCCAUCUUUGUGUUCACCUAUCACUUUCUGGAGGUUUUCACAUGGGAAGGAGCACCUGAACCUAGCAAUCCUUUUUUCUACCCUUUCUGGAACUACUUCCUGGGAGUGUUGUACCUGCUGCUAGGCAGCAGUUUGGCUCAUCUCCUCAACUCCAUGUCACUCAUCAUUCGUGAAAUCUGUUUCUUUGUGGACUAUGGGACUAUUAGUGCGUAUACAGUGGGUUCUUCACUAGCGUAUUACUACUACAUCCAUCCUCAAGCAGGAAUACCAGAGAUUGGAUUUGAGGGACAGAACUCUACUCAAAGAAAGAGCCUGAACGCUGAUGAAGAGUCUUGGCUCUCUGCAUCUUUUCACACUCAGGUCCAACAGUUCUUUGAAAGCCUCUACAUCCCCUCCUCCUGUCUGAUCGCUAUCAUAUGCGUCAUCACCUGCUGUAACACCAGACAGUGCUGGCGGAAGUACCGCUAUGCUGUCCGCACCCUCGUCUUCCUCCUUCCGUUUUUCAUCUCCUCUACACCUGUCUUCUAUCGUCUCUCCAUGAGCUCUCCGUCAUCCUCCUCCCCUCAUCUGUUCUCCACCAUGGCUGCCUUCUUCUACCGUCAUUGCUUUUGGCUGGUGGUAUCUGCCAUCUUCAAUAUCAGUAAGAUCCCAGAACGUUUUUCUCCUGGGAUCUUUGAUAUCUGGGGUCACAGCCAUCAGUGGUUCCAUUGCUGCACGUUCCUGUCGAUACUGGACGAGCUGCAAAUGAUCAAAGUGGAGAUGUGGGACCUGCUUCUCAACCCAACUUUGGUACUUUCAUCUGCAACGCCACCUAGGCUUCCUGGACCAACACUCUGGUCCACCUAUGGGGUCAUGGUGCUCCUGCAGGGGUGCAUAGCAUGUGUCAUAGCCUGGUUUGGUUGGCAGGCAUAUCAGAUCUACCAACCAGAGCAAAAAAAGAUAAAGGGACAUUAGGAGGCACUGCAUGCUGCUCAGGAUUAAAGUUCUUGUUUUGGAUUUUAUGUUUUGAAUAAUGUUUUAAUGAUUUCUGCCGUAUCACUUAUUAAAUGGAUUGGUCACCCAAAAAUGAUAAUUGUCAUUAUUACUGAACCUCAAGUUGUUUCAAAAUUCAUCUGGCUUUCUUUCUUUUGCAAAAACACAAAAUAUUUGAAUAUUUAUGAAUAGGACCCAGAACUUUCAAGCUCUAAGAAGGACAUAAAGGGCAACAUGAAAUUAAACCAUAUGAAUACACUGGUAUAUUCAAAGUCUUCUUCACUUUGUACGAUGAAGGGAUCCAAUCUUAAGCCUUCUGCUUUCCACAUAAGAAAGAAAGGUUUGUAAUGAAAUUAAGGUGUGUAAAUGAUGACAUCAUUUUCAUUUUGGGUGAACUGUCCCAUUAAGUUUGAUAUGGCCACAGGAAAAAAAGUGCACAGUAGGCAUUAAUUGACAAAAACUGUGAAUGUUUCAGCAGGUUUUAUUGUAAGGACGUUGGAGGUAGACUGUUUUUUGCUGUCAAGUGUCAAAGUCCUCGCUACUCUGUAAUCAGCAAGCUAGCUCUGCCAUGUUUGCUCCCCAGGGACUGAAUUGUUGAGUGAACUUUCCAGAAAGUUCACAUAAGUUUCACUCAAGAGGGGUGCAUGAUUGAGCUUUUACUGGGACACCUUAUAUUGAAACACUUUCCAUCACUGAAAUUCUUUUUCUCAGUCUAUCGAUCACUGUAUCGCUUUUCCUCUCAUCUGCCCACUUACAUUUCCUCCCUCUUUUUAACAAACCCUUCAAACUGGAAAAGCAGACAAACACAAAUAAGCCAAAAAUGUUUGAAGCAAAGGGAAAUGAGAGGGGUGGAGUUUGCAUGCUGCUUUACAUCACUGUAGUGCUAAACUACACCCCUUCACAGUUUCUAAUAAACAUUAUAUUUCACUCUAUACUGUCAUUACUGUCGAUUAUAGACCUUAACGUGUGUGGCAGCAUUAGGUAGUAACCAUAGAUUUCAGUUUAAAUUCUAUAUUUUAAGCUACUGUAACUAUGCAUUGUUAUUGAUUGUAAACGCUUCUCUAUGACUUGACAUUUGAAGGCCUUUGCGAAGACGAAGCCAUAUCAUAAGGGCCUUUUGCACCACGUGAAUCUUUUCAUAGUACCAGAACUAAUUGUGGAACUACCCAAUUUUUGGCGUUUUCACACUAAGUAGACGUUGAAAUGCCAGCUUAUUUUGCAAGUAUGGAGAACAGCGUUAGAAGAACUGACGCUGAAGUGCAGGUACUUGUAGCAAAGGUAGAACUUCCAGUUCUAGAUGGAGAUUCUUAAUCCUCCUUUCCAUUCUUUCAAUCGCUUAAUGUAGCUAUACGCCGACAUUCCAUAUCCUUUAUUGUGAAACUCGCGAGACACAACAAAAACACAGCUCCGAUCACAGCGUCCUCCAUCCUCCUGUUGUUAAUGUUGUUCUUCUUCGUUUUCGUUGUAGAUCGCAGCCCAAAAAUUAUGUCGCUGUCAACCGGCUUACGUCACUUCCUAGAACACACUGUUGAUGCGAAUGCAACCCUUUAAUUGGUGCUGGGAAGUAGUUUGCGCAAAAUCGUCCCAGUACUUCAGCUUUGUACAUUUAGCUCUGGAACUAAAGCAGUGCGAAAGGCACUAUUGUUUGAAAAACAUAUCAGUAAGUACUGUUUUUACAUGUAAAGACCAUUUUUGAAAAAAAAAAAAAAAAAAACAGGUUAACUGUAAUCAUGCAUUACACAAAAAUGUCUGUGGUAGCCUAUAUCAUAGUUGUUAAUAACUUCUAGAAAGUGUUACUUGUUGGCUGUAUUCAGCUUUGUUGUACUGCAUACAGCCUUGAGUUGUCUUUUUGCUGGGUAGUUAAAUGUUCCUUCAUCCAAUCAGAAUCAGAUAAUUUCAGUAAGUGGUGCUCUUUUAAGAGAGUGUGAAAAGUGCUUUAAUGAAACACCUGUUGACAAAACAGACAGGUUGUUUAGUCUGAGGGAUUGGUGUGGUUUAACAAUGUGUAAACAUGUCUUUCUGUUGCUGUGAAUUACAAACUGGUGUCAUUGAUGAAUCAGAUGUUGUGACUGUCCAAAAAAAAUGUUAUGUCUCUGUUGUUCUGUCCUCCAAUUUCAAGAGUCAGGCAGGCCUAAUAGUUGCAAUAGCUGUGAGGACAUAUUAUAUAUAUAUAUUUUUUUUAAUUUAGUCUUUUAUGUAUUUCAUCAUUCACAGGGAUCCAUUCGUCAUUCAUUAAUAACUUGAGUUUUGAAAGCCUCAUACUUAAUACUAUUGUAUCGUAUAAUGAGAUAAAUAAUUUAUUACACUGUGUUGCACAAGUGUAGUAUUAAAAUCUAGACAGAAUAUAUGAUUUGCACAUAAAUGACUUAAUGUGUCUGCGCUGGACUGUGAUCUUGACUGGGACCCAAUGUACAUUUUUUUCCUGUUUUAAUAUAUUGAGGUGGGUUAUCUACAAAGUCCAAAGGUUUCAGCAAUUUUGACAGAGCAUUGUUGGGCUGUUCGUGACUUUUGUUUGCCGUCAUGCAAGUCUGCCAACUUUGUGCUCGGCUUAUGCUAACACCUCACUUCUGUAUUUAGAUAUAGUUAUACUCUACAGAUCAAAUGUACAAGAGACUUAACCUGUAUCAUAUUUGCUUUGGAGAAAACACCAAAAUAUGAAUAUUCAAAAAUUGGUUUAAAACCGGUUGAUUAGAAAUUCUAGUUCUAGAAGAGUUUGUAGUUCUCAGGGGAGAAGACAGAAACUAUUCUGGAGGCACACUGAGUUUAUCAUCAUAGUUUACUUAAGUAGAACAUGCUGAUAUAUCUUAUUUAUUAAGAUAUAGGCUUGAACGUGAAAGUAGAAUACUUCAAUUUAGAGGAUAUGAAUAUGUAAGAGUUAUUGUACUGCUUCUAUUUCAAUCUGUGUCAAAAGAUGAAAACUAGGGAUCAAUAAAUUUAAAUGGUAUAAUCAGGUCUGUCUGUUUCUUUUCUAAAAGAAUAUGUACAUGUGUGUGGUUUAAAAAAAAUAUUAUUUUGUGUGUAAGAUACGUGUUAAAAUCACAAAAAUAAGUGCUUUGAGUUAAAUGUUAAGCUGAGAAAUCCUUUGAGAGAAGAAUGUCAUGUUCAC
Messenger RNA from Carassius auratus (goldfish), 5498 nucleotides. RefSeq names its product membrane progesterone receptor epsilon-like. Gene Ontology annotation, cellular component: membrane. The transcript has a single exon. The coding region runs from base 1259 to 2374 and encodes 371 amino acids. The record is from RefSeq and is a predicted model, not a curated record. Gene Ontology annotation, molecular function: signaling receptor activity. Lineage: Eukaryota; Metazoa; Chordata; Actinopteri; Cypriniformes; Cyprinidae.